AUGAUAUCAUUUGCAAUAAUGUUAUUUUUUGUAGCCAUUGCAAAUUCAUAUGAAUGUGAUUGUUACCCAAUUGGAAUGAAACAAAGUGAUGGAUUUAUAUCAUACAAUAAUUCUAAAUGUGAUGACAAUGUUAUGUUGUCUAUUUCAUCCAUUUGUUUGGAUAAAAACUUUUAUUUUAUAUCAUUGAAUUCGAUUGGUUCAUUAAUAUUGUCGUCUUCAAACGUUUUUAUUAUCCGUUCAAAUUCGUGGAUUAAUGUUUUACAACUUUUUGAUAUAAGCAAAAACACGAAUGUUAUCCUCCAAGGAUAUUUUCACUCAAACCUAAAUUUGACUAUCGAAGAUAACGCAACAAUUAAUGUUUAUGGUUCAUUUUCAAUUGGUGGAGAAUUCUUGAUUGAAAAUCCGCAACUUGACAAGCCACCAAUUGUGUUAUGGCAAUCUAAUUGGCUCCACUUAUAUUCAAAUGUUACAAACAAAGCAUUUUUUAUAACAAAUCCCAUUGGAAAUUCAAAGUGUUUUGACGUGUUUUCAAUGAACAGUCCUUAUUGUUUAAACUCUGACAACAACGAUAAUCGUUUAAACACAACCGAUUUUCCUUAUAAUUUUACUGAUGGAACUGCAUUUCUUUUAUCAAAUAGUAGACUGAUGAGAUUUUGUCCAAAAAAUAUACCACAAAACAAAACCGUAGUGUGUACUUUAAAUCAAAGUGUUUAUCAAACAAAUUACAAUGGAAAUAAAAAUUACGCGUUUGAAUAUCCACACUGCCCAUGUGACGAUAGCAACACAAUAUGUUAUUUGUAUAUAAAUCAAAACAUUUCAAUUGUAACUUUACAACACAUUGAAAUGCUUAAUACCAUUCUCGUCAUUGACAAAGAUGUAAAAAUAUAUAAUGCAAAUAAAAUCAAAGAAAUUCAAAUGAAAGAUGAUAUCUGUGUAAAUAUAACAUCGUUGUUUGAAGAUGGAAUAAUCAAAUUUUCAUUUGGGAUACUAAUUGUAAAAGAAAGUAACACACAAAUUACUUAUUUUUUGAAUUACAAUUCAACAGUGCGCACAUUAAGUCUUUAUCCAAAUUUGAAUUUUGAUAUUGAAAUAUCAAGUAUUACAACAGAGAUAAAAAUGGAAGUAGAAGGAAUUAUUAAUAAUAUUUUUAUUGGCGGGAAUUGUUUUGUUUUAUUUAAAGAAAAGAUGACAGAAAUACAUAAAUUAACAUUGACGGAAUCAUUCAGUACAAAUGAUAUCGUUUUGUUUUAUUUUGAGAAUAAGACAGUUGAAAAUUUGAUAAGUCCAAAUUGUAUUUUGAUGAAAAGUUCAUUGUCAAAAACAAUUUGUUUAGAAUGUAAUUAUAAAACAAGACUUGAUGAUGGCAUAUGUGUUGGUUUAACUUCAAAUUGUAAAACGUUCAACAUGAAUAAUUAUUGUGUUGAAUGCGAAAUUGGUUUUUAUUUAGAUGCCGACAACAAAUGCAUACAAAAUAAUAACAAUUGUCAGAUUGGUGAUGAAAAUAAGUGUAUUAAAUGUGAUAAUUAUCAUGUUGUUCUAUAUGGAGUAUGUAUUUCAAAUAAUAAAUGUGAAUGGUCAAAUGGGAUAAACUGUUUGAAAUGUUACGAAGGAGAGCUCAACACCAAUUGUGAUACAUGUAGUGAUGUCAACUGUAUGACAUGUAAAAACAGUGAAUGUAUUAUAUGUCAUGAUAAUUAUUAUCUUGGAAAUGACGGAAUUUGCCAUUCUACAAUUGAAAAUUCGAUUUAUUUUUACAACAACAUAGUUUAUUGUGUAGAUGGAUAUUACAUUAAUAACUCAGAGUGUAACAAUUGUUUAACAACUAAUGCAAACUGGACGAAAUGUGAUAUCGAGAAGCCAACGAAAUGUUCAACGAAUUAUGGAAUCACAGAGAGUGGAAAUUGUGAAUCAACAACGUGCAAAGAAAAAGAAAAGAUGGAACAAAAUGGGAGGUGUUCUGAAACACAAGAUAAUUGUGUGUUUACACUCAAUAAUAAAUGCGUUGAAUGCAUUGAUAAUUACACAACAGAUGACAGUGGAAAUUGCAUACUAAACAGUGGAAAUAACUCACAAGUCAAUUGUAAAGAAACAACAAAAUAUGGAUGUGCCAGGUGUGAUGACAAAUACUAUUUAAUACAUGGGAAUUGUGUGAGUUGUGAUAGCAAUUGUGGCACCUGUUUAUCAACUUCAACGUUUUGUCUUUCUUGUAAAGAAGGAACUUUUUUGAGUCAACACAAAUGUAUUACCAACAAUAACUUGGAUGGUGUUUGCAUACAGUUUAUACCCUCGGGUGGGUGUGUCAAAUGCACUAAUGGUUAUUUUAGAAGUGGUCUGUCUUGUGAAAAAUGUGAUGUCAAAUGUGGGACUUGCAACAACAGAGAAAGUUGUUUGACUUGUAACUCUUCAAAUUAUCGAACAUCUAACAAUGAAUGCAAACCACAAAGCGACAUUGUUGGAUGUCAACUAGAAACAACACAAAAUGGAUGUUCAAAAUGUUCUGGUAGGUAUUUCACAGUCAACACAAAUGAAUGUGAAAAAUGUAACGAGACUUGUUUAACGUGUUUACAAACAAAAGAUGUGUGUACUUCGUGUGAUACAAAUGAUGUUUUGGUUGACUCAAAAUGUAUUGAUAUUUCAUUAAUUGCAAAUUGCAAAGAAGCUGGUCAAUCGAAAUGUACUAAAUGUUCAUUUUGGUACAUUCCAAGUGCAAAUGGCACUUACUGCAAUUCUCAUAUUGUGUGGUGGAUGAUAAUUGUUAUUGUCAUUAUAUGUAUAAUGACAUUUAUUGUAUUGACAACAAUUGUAUUUGUUUGUAUCAAAAAAAUCAUUAAAAAAAUUGAAUUAAAGAAAAGAGAGAAAACCACAACUCUGUUCAACAUGAAAAAAUCAAACAUAUCAUUCACUUCAUUGCAAGGCGGAGUUUGUAUCAACAAAACGGUAUUGUUAUUUAACACCAAUUGUGAUGAGAUACCAGUUGGCAAAGAGAGUCGUGAACUUCUAUGUGUUGGUAAUAUAAUAUCCAAAACUAUAAAAAUCCAAAUAUCAUCAAAAUUAAACGAAGAGAAUUAUCAACUCAAAAUUGAACCAAGUAUUGUUAUUCUAAAGAAAGGGGUUGCGUGUGAAUUUUCACUCCAUUUAAUACCAAAUUACUCAUCAAACAUCACAAGCGAAAUUGCUUUGGUUUCUAAAAACUUGUCAAGUGGAGUUGACACAUUUAACACAAUAAAAAUGAUUGCAAAAACAGUAAUGACCACAAAACUCGACUACCACGAAAUUAUAGAAGAAAAAAAACUUGGGGAAGGAUCUUUUGGUGUCGUUUACAAAGGGACUUUUAGAGGUAAUGUUGUUGCUAUUAAAAAGAUGAAACAAUUUGACAACAAUGAAAAGUCAAUUGAUGAAUUUGAUAAAGAAGUUGAGAUGAUGGACAAAUUUAGGAGUGAAUAUAUCGUCCACUUUUAUGGUGCCGUAUUCAUACCAAACAAGGUGUGUAUGGUCACUGAAUUUGCACAAUUUGGAUCUUUACAAGACUUGAUAAAAAACAAAAGAAAUGACGAAGUUAAAAUGAAAAUUCGAGUUAAAAUGAUGUUAGAUGGAGCAAGAGGAAUAUUGUAUUUACACGAGAAUGGGAUAUUACAUCGAGACAUCAAACCAGACAACAUUUUAGUAUUUUCUCUUGAUCUGAACGAGAAAGUAAGUGCAAAAUUGACCGACUUUGGAAGUGCAAGAAAUAUUAAUAUGUUGAUGACAAACAUGACAUUCACAAAGGGUAUUGGGUCUCCAACUUACAUGGCACCCGAAGUGUUGAAACAAGAAAAGUAUAAGAAAGAAGCGGACGUUUAUUCUUUUGGGGUGACUUUAUUCGAAGUGUGUGGGUGGUGUGAAAUAUAUACAAAAAGCAUGUUCAAGUACCCAUGGAAAAUAGCCGAGUUUGUGUGUUCGGGAAAAAGAGUUGAAAAUUCAAACAAUAUACCAAACAAUCUAUUUAAAAUUGUUCAAAAUUGUUGGAAACAAAACCCAAAAGAACGUUGUAGCAUUCAAACUGUUGUUGAAGAUUUAGACAACGUCACAAACUUUACAUAA
Messenger RNA from Entamoeba invadens IP1, 4080 nucleotides. Its product is annotated as protein serine/threonine kinase, putative. Gene Ontology annotation, biological process: protein phosphorylation. The transcript has a single exon. NCBI's taxonomy places the organism in Eukaryota, Evosea, Mastigamoebida, Endamoebidae. Gene Ontology annotation, molecular function: protein kinase activity; ATP binding. The record is from RefSeq and is a predicted model, not a curated record. Bases 1 to 4080 code for a protein of 1359 amino acids.